Cooperia oncophora is the source of this 942-nucleotide messenger RNA. The record is from the annotation of a GenBank genome assembly. Lineage: Eukaryota; Metazoa; Nematoda; Chromadorea; Rhabditida; Trichostrongylidae.
CUGUUUGAAGGCUCUACUAGAGUGAACAGUUUUCAGGGUUUCUGGGUGACCGUACCACAGAUAGGCACGUCAUUCAUUUACACCACCGUCUACGAGAAGUUACGAGCUGUUCUACAACAGGAUUUCGGUAUGAAGUCUGUGGCCGGCAUUUCGAGCAUAUCCGGUGGAGCAGCAAGUUUUGCAUCUCAGGUGAUUUUUGUGCCCACCGAUAUCAUAUCCCAGUUCAUGAUGGUAUACUACAACGCCGAUAAGUUCAUCUCAGGAAACGACAAGGCUGUUAUCGAGUACUUACGUAAUGAAAAGAACCCUCGUCUAACACUGGGAUUACGUUGUCUAAGAGCAAUAUAUAAAGUUGAUGGGCUGAAAGGAUUCUAUCGUGGAUUUUGGGCGUCAAGUCUCGUCUAUGUGCCAUCAUGUCUCGUUUUCUGGCCUGUAUAUUACUGGUGUCAGGACUUCUUCAAUUUUCUGCGACGUCAAUCAGCUAAGGAAGGCCAAGGUCCUCUGAUUUUGGAUCAAGCUGCUGCAGCUACAAUCGGAGGGGCCUGUUCGACAAUAUGUACGAACCCGAUGGAAAUGUUUCGCAUCAGGCUUCAAGUACAUCGCAGCGAUUAUGCAGAGACCUUGGCAAGAAUCCUCAGGAACGAAAGACAAUACAUGUUCACUAAAGGUUUGGCUCCUAGAUCGGUUCCCUUAGAGGCUAUUUAUGUAGAGCUGACUGACUUCGUGUCUUUUGGUUUGACCAUCGCUGGGGAUAUCGUGGUGCUAGUAAUGGAACAUAGACGCGAGAACUGUGGCAUGUCAUCGGAGGAGUCCGAAGUGUUCGACUUGACGUCUAAAGAUCAGCUUCUCGUCAUCCAAUGGGAGCAUCUUAAUCUCUGGCGUUUUUACCCGCUUGCUCUUGCCAGCUCGUGGUCGAUACGAUGUUUUCUCUAUCCCAUGUAG